AUGCAAAACAAUGAAUACACUAUCGAGGAGUUGACGCAACUGGCCCAGGAAAAGAUAGACCUCGGCGAAAAGCUGCUCAAAAGCCUUUCCCAACGAAACACCAUCGAGGGUGUGAAGAAAAUUCAGAAGAAAAUCAGUCAAGAGCUAAAAUUUCUGAACCGCGUGAAAGCGAAUCAAACGGUCACCAUCAAUCAUAUUCUUUGCAGCAAUCUAACCCAUUUCGGUUGUCUGGUGGAUUGCCUGCUUGUCAGCGCUGACGUGAAACAUGUUGACUAUCCGCUCGCGGUCGAGGAUCGCGCCUGUCCGUUGCGUGUUGAUAUCGUUUGCGAUGGUGGUGCCACUUGGAUCAAGGUGAUUGCCCGCAACCCCAAAUCGCUCAGCGAUGCAGUGUACGGACGGACGAGCUAUGGCUCGAAAUCGAUACUGGAACAAGCGGAAGAGUACGUUCAGGCUGCCUGCAAUUUCCCCUACAUGUUCCGACCACCGUCGGUAAUUUUUCGCUUUCUGAGCAAGCUAGACAGCGAACUGAUCGACGAACUGCGGCGAAUCGGUGUACGGGUGGUGAUACUGACGGAGGAUUUAGACGAAAAAGCACACAAUGACGUGCCGGUGGCAAGUAGCUCCUCCUCCCUGCCGGAAACCAAUCCAAAGGAUGAGAUACGGUUGCUCAAUGUGGACGUCACCACGCUCAUAGCGUACUGUAGCGCCAUGACUAACGGAUCCGCUCGCUGGGAAUUCAAACAACCACUACUUUCCGAACAGGCCCGCUGGGAAUGCGAGAACCCCGUGAAACCGGUGCUCGAGCGCUUAUUUGAAGGGAAACGGUUGAUCUGUUGCCAAACGGCGUACGAUUCCUUCCACGACAUCCUCUCGAUAUUGGGCGGUGAGCAGGAGAAGGCCCGUGCCAACGAACUGUUCAAUCGUAUUCACGUCCUGCCCGAUGUGCCACUCGAGCAGGCCCCGAAGGAGCUGCAGUCGUUGAAGCUCGGCGGUAAGAUACGACCACGGAGCUUGCAAGUGUUUGCCUUUGGACUGUACCAUCGAGCUGUAACGGUUACUUCCAACGAAGGAUUUACGCGUGCGGCCAAAAUGCAAGGACUCGAGGUGCCCGUCUUCCUGCACGAUGCGAGAGCGCUGACGGAGGACAAGGAACGGACGGCCAAAGCACUGCCAGAGUGA
Molecule: messenger RNA, 1179 nt
Organism: Anopheles marshallii
Lineage: Eukaryota; Metazoa; Arthropoda; Insecta; Diptera; Culicidae
Product: UPF0415 protein C7orf25 homolog
Exons: 1
Coding region: 1-1179 (392 amino acids)
Source: RefSeq, a predicted model, not a curated record